Messenger RNA from Solanum stenotomum, 519 nucleotides. RefSeq lists its product as uncharacterized. Lineage: Eukaryota; Viridiplantae; Streptophyta; Magnoliopsida; Solanales; Solanaceae. The record is from RefSeq and is a predicted model, not a curated record. The transcript is spliced from 3 exons. Bases 1 to 519 code for a protein of 172 amino acids.
AUGGUCUUUGCACAAGGGGGAGAUUGUGUAUUGAGCUCUCAAGGUAAGCUGUGUAUUCCAAAUGUGGAUGAUUUCCUAGAGAGAAUCAUGGAAGAAUCCCAUAGUUCUAGAUAUUUGAUUCAACCAGGUGCCACCAAGAUGUACCAUGAUUUGAGAGAGGUCCAUUGGUGGAGUGGGAUGAAGAGUUGCAUUGCAGAGUUUGUUGCUAUGUGCCCAAAUUGCCAGCAAUUCAAGGCUGAUCUUCAAAGGUCAUAUAGAGGUACUCAGUUUACUGUGCAGUUGUGGAAAUCAUUUCAGAAAGUUUUGGGUUCAAAGGUGACCCUUAGUGCUACCUUUAAUCCUCAAACUGAUAGUCAAGUAGAGCGCACAAUUCACACCUUUGAGGAAAUGUUGAGAGCUUGUGUCUUGGAGUUCAAAGGCUGGUUUGAGGGUUGUGAAGCUGAGCUGAUAGGACUAGGUUUUGUUCAUCAAUCUAUGGAGAAGGUGAAGACAAAUCAAGAGAAGUAUAUAACACUGUAG